Messenger RNA from Vigna umbellata (rice bean), 1929 nucleotides. The record is from RefSeq and is a predicted model, not a curated record. NCBI's taxonomy places the organism in Eukaryota, Viridiplantae, Streptophyta, Magnoliopsida, Fabales, Fabaceae.
UUGAUCCUAAACUACAUUCAACCAAAUAAAAAAAGGUAACCACAUUAGUCAAACCUAUUUAUGUAGUCAUUCCCCAUCUCUUUUUCACAUCUUUGCUUAUGGCACUGAACAAGAAUCACUCCUACAACAACAAACUUGGAUAUGAAGCUCUCCCACCCAUCAAAGCCCUGGCUGAAACACUUCAACACCAACCACAACCUUCUUCCUCAGACUAUGCUUUUCCAAUAUUUGUCAUUGUUGUGCUCAGUAUCUUAGCCACUGUUUUGUUGCUCCUCAGCUACUUCACUUUCUUAACCAAAUACUGCUCAAAUUGGCGUCAAGUUAACCCAAUGAGAUGGAUUUCCCUCCUGAGAAUGCGACACAAUGAGGAUCCCUUCAUAGCAUUCUCUCCUGCUAUGUGGAACCGAGGACUUGAUGAGUCUGUCAUCAGAGAAAUCCCAACUUUUCAGUUCAUAAAAGAAGAAGGUGAGGAUCAAAGUGUGUAUGGCUGUGUGGUUUGUUUGGUUGAGUUUAAGGAACAUGAUGUGCUAAAAGUUCUUCCCAAUUGCAACCAUGCCUUUCAUUUGGACUGCAUUGACGUGUGGCUUCAGGCCAAUUCCAAUUGCCCCCUUUGCAGAUCAAGCAUUUCAGGCAACACACACUGUCCAUUGGAUCAUAUCAUAGCUCCAAGUUCUUCUCCUCAGGAUUCUCAGUUGCUCUCCAAUAUGGGUAGUGAUGAAGAUUUUGUGGUUAUUGAACUGGGAGGAGAGCCUGGAGCAGUGCUUCCACAGGUGCAACAAGAGAGGAAUGACUCAAGGGGAAGCUUGGCACAUAGAAAUCACUCUACAAGGAAGGUGGAGCACUUGAAACCAAGGAAGUGCCACCAUGUUUCCAUCAUGGGAGAUGAGUGUAUUGAUAUCAGAAAGAAAGAUGACCAAUUUCUCAUUCAGCCAAUUAGAAGAUCUUUCUCAAUGGAUUCAGCACAUGAUAGACAAACUUAUUUGGAUGCUCAAGUCAUAAUACAACAAAACAGGCAUCAGAAUGAGGCUAGUGCCAGUGAGUACUAUAACAGCAGAUGUAGAAGAGCAUUCUUCCCAUUUUGUUAUGGAAAGGGAUCCAAAAAUGCAGUUCUUCCUCUGGAGAAUGAUGUUUAGUGUGAGAAGAUUUUCAUUUUUUUCAUCUCUUUUGUUUGGACAAAACCUAGUUGCAGUUAUAAAAGUAUGUCGUUCUUGCAUCAGAAUUGGAGUUUGUGUCUUUUUCUACUUUCAGUCAUCAAAAUGGAGAUCUUUAAGUUUGGGCUGGCUUACUCAUCAUCCAAAUGAAGCAAAGAUCUUUGGAUCACAGUGGUGAAAAUUGGCAGAAGCAAAUGGUUUGUGUAGAGUGACUUUUGCAAUGAUAGUGACUUAGUGAGUCUGACAGUGGAAUUGCUGUGAAAAAGAAAAGUAAAAAGCUUUGCUUUUAGGAUUAGUAAUUAGUACCUUGCUUAAAUUGCAAGGCGUGGGUAUUUUCCUUUUUUAAAGUUUGGUUUUACUCUGAGAUGAAUGUAAAUGAUUGUUAGCAUUGUAUCACUUUCAUACUCAUUCUUUUCACUGGGUACAGUAGUACUUGGGAAUUAUAAUUCCGGGUCCUUCUUUUCUGGAUGUUAUGAUGCUCAUUAUUCCAUUUACUUUAUUGUAUUUGUCCAGAGAAUGUGUAAGGGGGUAGAACAAGCAAGCAUGUGUAUAAGUAGAAGCUAUUUAUUGGAAGCCAGAGAGUAUAGGGUCCCAGGCAAUGAGCAACCAUAAGUAGCAGCAUGAGAAAUGUCUUUUGUGGAAAUUAUCACUAAUACUACCUUUUUGCCUCAUUGCAAUCAUAUGAACAGAGACCAACUGCAUGAUAAAGCAUUAAAUGUGGUUUAAUUUGGUAUUCAGCAUCUGUCCUUGUCCUUUCAUAGCUCCUAACCACUAUCUC